CGAAUUUUUUGUACCAUUACUUGGUUGUUCGAGCUAAGAUCGCAAAAUGCUGAAGACAUUUAGCUCGAUUUCUCAGUAUAUUAAGAUCGAUAUCCAUCGCGUGAUCAUCGACAACUUUGUGUUCAAACUUCAUUAUCGUCUAAGCUUUGUCAUAUUGCUGGCAGCCACUUUGCUCAUAACCUCGCGCCAAUAUAUCGGUGAACAUAUCCAAUGCAUAUCGGACGCCGUGGUUGCCCCCGUGAUCAACACCUUCUGUUUUUUCACCCCAACCUUCACAGUGGUCGGUAAUGGUACGGCGCCCAACAAGAGUCUCCUCUCUCAGCAAGGCAUUCGACCCUAUGACAGGGAAACGGAUACCAUUAAACGCCAUGCCUACUAUCAGUGGGUCCCAUUCGUGCUGUUUGCCCAAGCCAUCUGCUUCUACAUCCCGCACGCUCUGUGGAAGAAAUGGGAGGGGGGACGCAUAAAGGCUCUGGUAUUCGGCUUGCGCAUGGUCGGCCUGGCUAAGUACCUAAAGGGCAAGAGUCUGGAUGUUGAUAAUCUCAAUCUGCCCUCAAUCGGAUUUGUAGAGCAGCGCGUUAGGGACAUUCGUCGCACAAUGAUCGAUCGCAUGCGCCUGAAUCAAUCGUGGGGUGCACAUCUUGUCUUCUGCGAGACGCUUAAUUUAUGUAAUCUGCUGCUGCAAAUCUACUGGACGAAUAGUUUCCUCGGCAAUCAGUUCAUCUCGCUGGGUCCCAAAGUGCUUCGAGAACGUUGGGUGGACAAAGUGGACAUUCUGGACAUUGUCUUCCCCAAAAUGACGAAGUGCACGUUUUUUAAGUACGGUUCGGGAGGCUCCCUGCAGGAGCACGAUACACUCUGCGUCAUGGCUCUCAAUAUUAUGAAUGAGAAGAUCUAUACGAUUCUCUGGUUCUGGUAUGCCGUUCUCCUCUGCCUCACCAUUCUGGGUCUGAUCUGGCGUGUCCUUACGUUGUUUAUGUACAAAAACUUGUUCUUCAGCAAGUGGUCCCUGUACUGGGCCAAGCCGGGCCGCCUCGAUGAUAAAGAACUGUCAGCUGUCAUAGAGAAGUGCAAUUUCUCCAACUGGAUGUUCCUAUUCUUCCUGCGCAGUAAUCUCUCUGAGUUCAUGUUUAAGAAGAUCAUCUAUCAUUUGGCCAGCGAGUUUCCAGAUCCAUCGGACGACAACAUCAUUAACGCUAACUGGGCGCGUAAGCGAGAGCACGAUGAUGAUGAUGGCAUAACCAGCUACCCAAAGCUGGACACCAUCGAUGCACCUCUUUUGCAUCAACGCCCUACAGCUGCUACAGGCGGUGCACAGGCAGUCUAACCCGAAAUAAUUUAUAUUUACUAUAUAUUGUUACAUGUAUUAUUUAGGUUCUAAGUCUUCCCAGUUAUAAUACCUUAAUUUUUAAGUCAAGUUUUUUUUUAAAUACUUGAGAGCGGCAUAAACUUGGUUCCAAUCAAAAACCAGAAGGGAAUGCUAAAGUCGA
Molecule: messenger RNA, 1490 nt
Organism: Scaptodrosophila lebanonensis
Lineage: Eukaryota; Metazoa; Arthropoda; Insecta; Diptera; Drosophilidae
Gene: Inx7
Product: innexin inx7
Exons: 3
Coding region: 47-1327 (426 amino acids)
Biological process (GO): phototransduction
Cellular component (GO): gap junction; plasma membrane
Molecular function (GO): gap junction channel activity
Source: RefSeq, a predicted model, not a curated record